AUGGAUGCUCCGGUCCCGGUCAGCCCGCAAAAGCUGCCGCGGCGGCGGCCUCAUAUCCUCUCUGUCUCUCUCCAGGCGCAAUCCCGAGGGGGCAAGUGUGUGCCUGUGGUGUGUGAUUCAGGCCAGGAGAGUGAAGUGCGAAACCUAUUUGAGAAGGUUGAUCGAGAACAGAACGGACGUUUGGAUGUGCUGGUCAACAAUGCCUAUGCUGGGGUUCAGACAAUCAUAGACAACCGUAAGAAGGCAUUCUGGGAAAGCCCUGCCUCCAUGUGGGAUGAUAUCAACAAUGUUGGACUCAGAGGCCACUACUUGUGCUCAGUGUAUGGGGCUCGGCUGAUGGUACCAGCUGGCAGGGGGCUCAUCGUGGUCAUCUCCUCCAUUGGGGGGCUGCAGUAUCUCUUCAAUGUUCCUUAUGGCGUGGGCAAAGCUGCGUGUGACAGGAUGGCUGCAGACUGUGCCCAGGAGCUGCGGCGCCACGGGGUCAGCUACGUGUCUCUCUGGCCAGGGUUGGUGCAGACAGAAUUGCUGAGGGAUCAUUUGGAGAAGAAUGACACUGGCGAGGAUGAUCUGUUUAAGCAGCUCAAAAUUAAUUUCUCAUCCGGGGAGACCACGGAAAUGAGUGGCAAAUGCGUGGUGGCUUUGGCAACAGACCCCAAUAUCCUGAGCCUGAGCGGGAAGGUGCUGCCAUCUUGUGACCUUGCUCGACGCUAUGGCCUUCGGGAUGUGGAUGGCCGCCCCAUCCAGGACUAUUUGUCUUUGAGUUCGGUUCUCUCCCAAGCCACCAGCCUGGGCUGGCUGGCCUCCUACUUGCCUGGCUUCCUCCGUAUGCCCAAGUGGAUUAUGACCCUCUACACAAGCAAGUUCUAAUCCUCCUGGCCUGAGGCCGCCACUCUGCUUGUCUUUUCAUUUGGACUGGGCGGCUGAGCCCAGCUCAGUGGAACAGGCAGCCUUUCCCACCCACCACGUGCCCCUGAUACAAAGAGAAGGCCUCUGUGUGUGUGUCCUUGGUGAGCCCUGGGCCCCAUAGGUCCUUCUUUGUGCCUUGGUUUUCCUUGUCCUUACGUUUUACUUUUUGCUUAAGUUUUGAAAAAUGUUCUUGGUACUAAUAAAGUUCUCAUUUCUCCAACA
This is a messenger RNA of Myotis lucifugus (little brown bat), 1128 nucleotides long. RefSeq names its product dehydrogenase/reductase 1 (gene DHRS1). NCBI's taxonomy places the organism in Eukaryota, Metazoa, Chordata, Mammalia, Chiroptera, Vespertilionidae. The transcript is spliced from 8 exons. The record is from RefSeq and is a predicted model, not a curated record. Bases 1 to 867 code for a protein of 288 amino acids.